Messenger RNA from Prunus dulcis (almond), 787 nucleotides. Its product is annotated as small RNA-binding protein 11, chloroplastic. NCBI's taxonomy places the organism in Eukaryota, Viridiplantae, Streptophyta, Magnoliopsida, Rosales, Rosaceae. Bases 166 to 411 code for a protein of 81 amino acids. Gene Ontology annotation, molecular function: RNA binding. Gene Ontology annotation, cellular component: spliceosomal complex. Gene Ontology annotation, biological process: positive regulation of mRNA splicing, via spliceosome. The record is from RefSeq and is a predicted model, not a curated record. The transcript is spliced from 4 exons.
GCGAACUCCAAACUUACAUGGACCUGGUAACUCCAUUGAAUCCCCUCGAACUCGCAGCUCCUGUUUUCAACCACCCAGCAGCCUUCAAACAAAGCCGAAUAAAGCUGCUUCACAUUUCAGGCUCAAAGAAAAAGCAGAUAUCUGGGAUUUGGUUUUGACACAGAGAUGGCCAAAAGAUUGAGCUCGCAGCUCUUCGUCAACAGAUUAUCAUCGUUCACUAAUAAUGAACAACUCAAGAGACUGUUUUCUCCUUUUGGAGAUGUUACAGAAGCUAGAAUGGUUGUGGACCGUAUAACCCAAAGACCCAAAGGAUUCGGUUUUGUCACUUACAAGUCAGAUGUCGAGGCACAAAAAGCUUUGAAGGCCAUGAAUGGCAGGAAUCAAAAACAGGAAGAGGAUACCAAAUCUUGAUAAUGAGCUUGGAUCCCAAUAGAUAGCUUCUCCUUGGCUAAAAGAUAGUUUUUCAUAAUCAAAGGCAUCGUUCAUAUCUGUUGUAUAUGAACAGGUUUUUCAGUUCGUAUAAUUUUAAUUAGCCAUGUACAAGGUUCCUUUCAUAUUAUACCGAGAAUUUCUUACUAUAAGUUAUUUGUAUAACUUUUUCGUAAAAGAUAUUAUUCAUGAGGAUCUAGUAACACUUAGUCGUGUCAUGAGAUAUAGGAAGGUCUUACUUCUAUGAGGACUAAGAGGAGAUAUAGGGAAGACUCUGUGCAAAACUAAAUAUUGCUUUAGGGACAUUGAAGGCUAUCCUUGUCCAAAAUGAACGUUUAUUCAUGAGGGGAUUUCUUUU